AUGAUGCAAUUUAUGCUGCUGUUUAGCCGGCAGGGAAAACUGCGGCUACAGAAAUGGUUUGUGGCUCACCAAGAGAAAACAAAGAAGAAAAUAACCCGAGACUUAAUCACGCUCGUUUUGUCGCGCAAACCGAAGAUGUGCAGCUUCUUGGAGUAUAAGGAUUACAAGAUUGUCUACAAAAGAUAUGCCAGCUUGUACUUUUGCUGUGCUAUAGAGAAUGAUGACAAUGAACUACUGACCCUUGAACUGAUCCACCGCUAUGUGGAGCUGCUUGACAAGUACUUUGGAAGUGUGUGUGAGCUGGACAUCAUCUUUAACUUUGAGAAAGCCUAUUUCAUGUUGGAUGAGUUUCUCAUGGUUGGGGAAGUUCAGGAGACCAGCAAGAAGAAUGUGCUCAAGGCAAUAGCUGCCCAGGACUUGAUGCAGGAGGAAGAAACUCCACAGGGAUUUUUUGAAGACCAUGGUUUGGGCUAG
Candidula unifasciata is the source of this 474-nucleotide messenger RNA. NCBI's taxonomy places the organism in Eukaryota, Metazoa, Mollusca, Gastropoda, Stylommatophora, Geomitridae. The record is from the annotation of a GenBank genome assembly.